AUGGACAGCUCUAGAAACAUCGUUUGGCGAAGGCCACAUUAUACAAAUGUCAGCUUCCCAAUCUGUGUGGACUCCGUUUUGAAUGACGGCGUUCUCGUGUCAGAACAGGGAGUCUUUGGAAUCUACUCAGGUUCAGGCUUCAACUAUACCCACCGGUUCAUCUGCGACGCCGACGAAUCUCCUGUUCUUUUGUCAUCGAAUCAGGUCCUCAGCCGUAUGGGAGUACACCAAUUACCCUUAUUUUUGAAUACAUGGCAUGCGUACUUGGAGAAUAAGUUCGACUCCUCUUCUAACUUGUAUCCUAAGUAUAACUACUCUAUCUAUCCAUUUGUCUAUUCCUUCAGCACGGCUGCGGUCAUUACGCUUUUCCUAACUUCGAUUCUCUUCACCAAACACUACAUCACCGCUUUCAAGCCGAGCUUUCUAAUGAGGUCUUCUUGCCUUGUGGCCACUGCUCAAAUGAUUGCCAUUAAUAUAUUCUCACUGGUAAGGCUUUCUCAGAUGGCCGAGGAGGGUAGCUCAUCGGCUGCUACGUUACUGGAUCAACUUCUCUUAUCCAAUGGUUUUAACUCUGUUUAUCUUAUUGCAUUUGUGCUUCUUCUUUUGUGUCAGGUAGACAUUAUAAAGAGAAUAUAUCUUAGAAGGAAGGAAAAGAAAGCCAUAGUUGUCAUUGGUACUGUGUUGGUCAUAGUAACACAGACUCUUUGGGGCAUUUCUACCUUUGCAUCCGACUCCGACUAUCUUGAGCCUUUUUUAGUUGGUAUACAGGAUGCGGUGCAUCUCGAAUCGGAUGUCUCGCUGGAUGCCGAUGAUAGUGCAUUGGCCAUAUUGCCUGUCUUUGUCUAUCUAUUGGAGAUUACCUUGUCUGUCAUCUACGCUGCCUUAAUAUGUGUCUACUGCUUUUCUAAGCGACGUUUUGCAUUCCACUCUCACAUGCUAUCGCUCACUAUCAUCAUGAUUAUAGCUAUAAACUCCCCCAUAGCAUUCUUUAUAGCCGACAUCUCUGACAUUUGGGUUAACGAGCUCUCUGAUAUGUUCAAUGUAGUAUGUUAUGUCAUAACCAAUGUCACCACUUGGGAAUGGUUGAAUCGUUUGAAGCAGAUGGAGAAACAUGAUCAGAAGGACAAUUUGUUAGGAAGACCUUUUUUUGCUGAUAAUUACAUUAAAUCUAGUACCAGCACCAUCUUAGAAGACAGUACUCAGGAAAGGACCGUUUCCGAUGGUGAUCCAAAUGAGUUUGCUUAUUAUAAUUGGAAAUCAGAAAACAGCAAAUUAAAGCACAUGUUCUCGAAGUAUAGAGCUAUAAUCGAGAAGAGAUUGGGUAAUAAAGUGACUCCAGAAGUGCAACCAUUGAAUUCUCCUUCAGCCAAUAUCUAUGUGUAUCAACCAAAGAAAGUUGUUAUUACGGAUAAGAGUCCCAGCAAAGAUGAGUCGAUAGGAGGUCCAAGCUUUUUUGGUAGAGGUACGGGAAAUGCGCUGACCAGUCGGCCACCCAUCGGAUUUCACUGGAUGGCUGGUAAAUCCUUUAUAUAUCAUGAGAGAAAUGUGAAAGAGCACCAGGUGAGAACGGUUCAAGAAGACAUGAGUUUCUGUCAAUCCGAAGAAUCGGAUGGCAAUAUUUACAGUUAUAAUUCGGAUGUUGGCUCUGACACUGGCUCUCGUAAUGAUGGUAGCAGUAUUGGUACUCCCGCCGAUCCGGAAUGCGACCCAUGA
Messenger RNA from Brettanomyces nanus, 1713 nucleotides. RefSeq lists its product as uncharacterized. The transcript has a single exon. Bases 1 to 1713 code for a protein of 570 amino acids. NCBI's taxonomy places the organism in Eukaryota, Fungi, Ascomycota, Pichiomycetes, Pichiales, Pichiaceae. Gene Ontology annotation, biological process: cellular response to pH. Gene Ontology annotation, cellular component: plasma membrane. The record is from RefSeq and is a predicted model, not a curated record.